GUUGAACGUAACAGAUUAUGUGCUUGAGAUUGACACUCGAAAAUCGUACUAAAUCGUCUAGUGUGUAUAUAUAUGUCUCAUACAAGGCCAUACGGUGUUGGUGAAAGAAAAAAGAAGAAAGAGAUCGCAGUGAAGACAUGUUAGAGAUUGUGUCAUAUCAAAAACAAUAACAAUCGAUUUGUGCACGCGAUACAAUAAAAAAAGAGAAUAGAAAUGUUUAGUUUACGGAGGACAGCGUUUCAAACGCUAAAACUAGUCAAUAAUUCAAUAAAAUUACAAAGUGUAUCCAAUCAGAAUCAAGUCAAACAUAUCAAUGCCAUACGGCUGACGCAAUCGAUCCAAUUUUAUUCGAAAGAUUUAAAAACAAAGACCAAAUCGAAUGAUGCAAAAGACACAUUCCCGAAAACGAUUGGCGAAGCAAGCCGGGAACUGCAGGCAGAAACACAAUCGGAAUUGGGCAAAAUUGAAACGAAAUUGUACUUGGCGUACACGUGCAAGGUGUGUAAUACACGAAACAGCAAAACAAUUUCAAAAAUAGCUUAUUCACAAGGUGUUGUCAUUGUACGCUGUGAUAAAUGCCUAAAUAAUCACCUAAUUGCUGACAAUCUCAAUUGGUUCACUGAUAUGAAUGGCAAAAAGAAUAUCGAAGAUAUUUUAGCCGAAAAGGGUGAAAAAGUUCAACGCAUUUCGACGGAAGAAUUUUUGAAAAAUAAAGAACAAAUGGCAGGAGAUGAGAAAAACACCAACGUUAAAUUGAAGGACGAUUGUGAUGAGAACGCUCAGGCGGUGGAAGGGGGUGACAAUAGACCAGCACUUUUGCAAGACAUCUCGAAAAAAGCUCAGACAAUCAAACACAAAGUGUCCGAAAUAUUGGGAACCAAAAAGUAGAAAAUUUAAUUAGAAUAAGCCGUAUCACUGAUAAUUGGAUUCGUACGAGGAGCAUACUAGGUCUACUUUUCAGUAAUAAUCCAAUAAUCCAAUCACUGAUAAGCUAUCAGCUCGAAUAGCAUAGAUACUUGAAAAGUGGAGCUUCUUUAAAGCAGAUGCAAUAUGAAUUGAUAGAAUUCCAUUUAUUUUCCAUAGAUUUGAAUUGUUGUUGGUUACUACUACAAAUAAUUCCGUUGAAAAAAUUUCAAAAAAAAGCAGACAGAAAAGAAGGUCAAGAAAAUUGAAAUUAUUCUUAGUUACAAAAUGAAAUGUAUAGAUUAAUCCAUCACUUAAUACUUACUUUGUAUUGAAUGCUUUUGUUAUGCUUAAAGUACAAGUUGUUAUAUAUGUCUAGGUCACAAGAAACUCAGUAGUCUUUAUACUAAUAGAUUAUGGCAAUUCACAUUCAAAACUCUUAAAAAUAGCGACUUAUCAAAACCGCAACACUAAGUCUACUUACUUGAUUCCGUUUUACGUGGCGAUAAAUUGUAUUUUAAUUAUAUCAACCUUUUUCAUAUAAAAUACAAUGUCUUUGUAAAAAAAAUAUUUUUUUUUUUACUUUUGAAUGAAGAAACUGAACUAAAUAUGACUCUUACUGCGAAUAAUUUUAUAAACACAUAUUCGACGAAUAAAAUGCUCUUCCUAAU
Contarinia nasturtii (swede midge) is the source of this 1574-nucleotide messenger RNA. RefSeq lists its product as uncharacterized. The transcript has a single exon. Gene Ontology annotation, cellular component: mitochondrion. Gene Ontology annotation, biological process: protein folding; protein import into mitochondrial matrix; protein stabilization. NCBI's taxonomy places the organism in Eukaryota, Metazoa, Arthropoda, Insecta, Diptera, Cecidomyiidae. Gene Ontology annotation, molecular function: protein-folding chaperone binding; zinc ion binding. The coding region runs from base 214 to 888 and encodes 224 amino acids. The record is from RefSeq and is a predicted model, not a curated record.